Messenger RNA from Rhincodon typus (whale shark), 3576 nucleotides. Its product is annotated as structural maintenance of chromosomes protein 1A-like. The transcript is spliced from 24 exons. The record is from RefSeq and is a predicted model, not a curated record. Gene Ontology annotation, cellular component: nucleus; cohesin complex; chromosome. Gene Ontology annotation, molecular function: ATP binding; DNA binding; protein binding. Lineage: Eukaryota; Metazoa; Chordata; Chondrichthyes; Orectolobiformes; Rhincodontidae. Gene Ontology annotation, biological process: sister chromatid cohesion.
UGGAGAGUAUCGCGAGAUCUUCGUUUGGCGGCAAGCUGGUGUCGAAGGUGAUGUGUAUUCUGCGGCCGUUGAAGAAGUUGUGUUAAGGAGAAAUUUUGACGUCUUUCGACGGGAACGGAGAGGUCAUUACUAUAUAGGCCGACACAACUACCUCUUAAACAUUAGACUUUAGGAAUGGGAACUUUACAAUUAAUUGAAGUUGAAAAUUUCAAGUCGUGGCGGGGCCGACAAUUGAUCGGGCCCUUCAUGCGGUUUAACUGCAUCAUCGGACCAAAUGGAUCAGGCAAAUCCAAUGUAAUGGAUGCUAUCAGUUUUGUGAUGGGUGAGAGAACUGCCAACCUCAGAGUGAAGCACAUCAAAGAUCUGAUUCACGGUGCUCAUAUACGGCAUCCUGUGUCAUCUACUGCAAGGGUCACCAUGCUGUAUCAAAGAGAAAAUGAAGAGGAGCUGUCAUUUACUAGAGCCAUUAUUGGGAACUCCUCAGAGUUUCGCUUCAACAAUCAAAUUAUUAGUCGUGCGGAAUACACAAAUGAGCUUGAGAAAAUUGGCAUUUUACUGAAAGGCAGAAACUGUCUGGUGUUUCAGGGCGCUGUGGAGAACAUAGCAAUGAAGAAACCUAAAGAGAGAACGCAGUUGUUUGAACAAGUUAGCAACUCAGGAGAACUGUCUAAUGAAUAUGACAAGAAGAAGAAAGAAAUGAUGAACGCAGAAGAAGAAGCUCGGUUCAACUACAACAAAAAGAAAAAUGUGGCAGUUGAACGUAGACAUGCAAAGCAUGAGAAGGAAGAGGCAGAUCGUUACCAAAUGUUGAUAGAGGAGCUAAAAGCAAGCAAGAUUCAGUUGCACCUGUUCCUUUUAUAUUAUAAUGAGAAGUUUAUAGAAAACAUCAACGAAGAUCUACAAGCCAGCAAUAAAGCUGUAAGUAGUCAGAAAGUAAGACAGGUUGCAGCAGAAGAAGAAGUGAGAACAAAGAAAAAAGAGUUGGGCAAACUUAACAGAGAACUGCAACAAAUUGAGAAGGAGAUAAAAGUUCAUGACUUUAAUCUGAAUGAGAAACGACCCAGUUAUAUCAAAGCCAAGGAGAACACAAGGCACUAUGUGAAGAAGGUCGAAGUAGCUAGGAAAUCUCUGAAAAGCUGUGAGAAACAAUACAGCAUUCAUCAGCAGGCAGUGAAAGAACUGGAGUUUGAGCUGGAUGAUGUGAGUAAAGUAUGGAAGGCUUUUGAGGAAGAAGCAGUAGCAGAAAUCAGCAGCAGAGGUCGUAGCAUGGAACUGGAGGAGAGCCAGAUUCAACAAUAUAAAGAACUGAAGCAAUUGGUGAGAAAACAGGUGUCCUCAAUGGCCCAAACAUUGGAGAAACUGCGACGUGAGCAAAAGGCUGAUCGAGACAAGCUGGAACUGGAUCAAAGAAACUAUAAAGAUUUGCAAAUUCGAAUUAAGCACACAGAACUGGAAAUAGAAGAUUAUAUCAAAAGAAUAGAAAAGCUGGAAGAAUAUAUUAAUACCUGCAAGUAAGUAAGUAUUGAGCAGCAGCAAGAUCUUAUAAAACCAGUCAAUGAACAGUUGCGAGAAAUUAAAGGAGCAAAAAUGAUGAUUGAUGUUGUUCAGUGUGUAUCACCUCAACUGAAGAAAGUGCUACAGUUUGUUUGUGGCAAUGGACUAGUAUGUGAGACCUUGAAAGAAGCCAGGCAGAUUGCGUUUGAAGGAGCAGAGAGGCUUAAAACGGUGGCGUUAGAUGGAACACUCUUCUUAAAAUCUGGUGUCAUUUCUGGGGGUUCCAGUGAUCUGAAGUUCAAAGCCAGGUGCUGGGACGAGAAGCAGAUCAGUCAAUUGAAAGAAAUGAAGGAGAAACUGACAAAUGAACUUCGGGAGUUAAUGAAAGUGAAUCGGAAGGAAGCUGAAUUGAGGCAGUUGCAGGCUCAAGCCAAAGGGACAGAAACUAGAAUGAGAUAUUCCUUCAGUGAUGUGGAGCAAACUAGAAAAAAAAAUCUGACAAAUAGCUAUAUGGAAAAAUCAAAACUAGAAAGUGGACUGGCAAAUCUGCAAUCCGAAAUGACCGUGGUGAGUUUGAAUAUCGAGGAUAGACAGGUGAAAAUGCAGCAGACUCAGAAUCAAAUGAAUGAAGUUGAAGAUAGAGUGUUUGAAGACUUUUGUACCAAGAUUGGUGUGGCAAAUAUUCGGGAGUACGAGGAUGAGCAUGUGAAGCAGUUAGAAGAAAUAGAUAAGAAAAGAUCAGAAUUUGAGAACCAGAAAACAAGGCUUUCAAUCCAACUUGAAUAUUCAUAUAGCCAAUUUGAAGAAGAUAUAAAAAAAAUCCAGAGGUGGAAGGAAACAAUUGAGAAAGAUGAAGAAGAAAUAGUGAAGUUAAAGAAGGAGGAGAUGGAGUUAAUGAAAAUUGUAGAUGAAGCCUUGGUGAUACAGCAGGAUCUCAAUAACAGACUAUUAAUUAAAAAGACACACGUCAAGGAUGCACAAAAGGAGCUUGAUGAAGUUAGGAAGAAAUUAUCUAAUAUCAGCAGGGAACUAGCAAAACUUCAGAAAGAACAUGUAUGUUUGGAAACUUCAAUAGAACAAAAAAGAUUGGAGAAACACAACCUUCUACUUGCCUGCAAAGUCCAAGAUGUACAGAUUGAACUUCUGCAAGGCAACCUGGAAGAAAUUAGUGAGGUUUUAAUGGAAGUUGAAAGUACCCAAGCUGCAAGAGCUGUCUUUGAACUGGAAGCUGCAUUUGAAAUAAACUACACCGGUUUACCAACAGAUCUCAAAGGCCUCACAUCUCUUAAGGACAUUGAGAUGGAGGAGAACAGAUUGAAUAAGCUAUUGGAAGAAAAGGAGACAAUUUUACAAAGAACUGCUGCACCAAAUUUAAGAGCUGUUGAAAAGCUACAAAAUACAUGGGAUAAGUUUCAAGAGUCAUUGUCUGCAUUUGAAACAAGCAGAAAGAAAGCUAGAAUAUGCAGACAGGAUUUUGAAUAUGUCAAAAGAAGAAGAUACGAUUUGUUUAACCAGUGCUUUGAGCAUGUCUCAGUGAAAAUUGAUCAGAUCUACAAGAUGAUGUGUCAAAAUACCAGUGCUCAGGCAUUUCUCAGUCCAGAGAACUCAGAAGAACCUUACUUGGAUGGUAUUGGUUACAACUGUGUGGCUCCAGGGAAACGAUUCAUGCCUAUGGAUAACUUGUCUGGAGGAGAAAAGUCAGUAGCAGCAUUGGCAUUGCUUUUUGCUAUUCACAGCUACCGGCCUGCCCCUUUCUUUGUGUUGGAUGAAGUCGAUGCUGCUUUGGAUAACACAAAUAUUGGAAAAGUUACAAAUUACAUCAGAGAUCAAUCCAGGAAGAACUUCCAAAUGAUUGUCAUCUCAUUGAAAGAGGAAUUUUAUUCAAAAGCCGAUGCAUUACUUGGAGUAUAUCCAGAGCAAGGAGAAUACAUGUCCAGCCAACUGUUAACCUUCGACCUUACCAGUUACCCAGAAAAUACUAGAAGGGAAGAGACACUGCAGCCAAGGCAGGAAGAGUAAUAGACCAGAGUUUGGUUCUGUGUAAAUACUUCAAAACACUACUGUCUCAUCUGAAUUGUUGUU